Messenger RNA from Girardinichthys multiradiatus, 2477 nucleotides. It is a transcript of the gene ca6, whose product is annotated as carbonic anhydrase VI. The transcript is spliced from 10 exons. The record is from RefSeq and is a predicted model, not a curated record. Gene Ontology annotation, molecular function: zinc ion binding; carbonate dehydratase activity. NCBI's taxonomy places the organism in Eukaryota, Metazoa, Chordata, Actinopteri, Cyprinodontiformes, Goodeidae. Bases 67 to 1683 code for a protein of 538 amino acids.
UUUAAAUGCAGAGAGCAACCCUCUGCGGGGUGUCAGUGUCCUGUGUGACGGAUCCUAGACGCAGUGAUGGAGGUCCUCUCCGCGUUUGUCUCCACCGCUCUUGUCUGCCUGGUCAAUGCCGGAGCCGAUACUGAUAUACACUGGACAUACAAAGAGGGAGCCUUGGACCAGAUGCACUGGGCAACCAAAUACCCAGCAUGUGGAGGCAAGAAACAGUCACCAAUUGACAUCCAGCGGCGAAACGUCAAGUUCAACCCAGACAUGUUACAGCUGGAGCUGAGCGGGUAUGACGCUCAGAAGGGAAAUUUCCGCAUGUCCAACAACGGGCACACGGUUCAAAUCGACCUGCCUCCCACAAUGAAGAUCACCAACGGCCUUCCAGGGAAGUUCACAGCUGUCCAGAUGCACCUGCACUGGGGUGGCUGGGGCCUGGAGGAAAGUGGGGCGGAGCACACGAUAGAUGGCAUCCGCUACAUGGCAGAGCUCCACGUUGUUCAUUACAAUACUGACAAGUACAACACCUUCUCUGAGGCCAAAGAUAAGCCAGACGGGUUGGCAGUGCUGGCAUUUGUCUAUGAUGAUGGUCAUUUUGAGAACACCUACUACAGUGAUUUCAUUUCAAACCUGGAGAAAAUAAAGUAUGCAGGUCAGUCCAUGAACAUUUCCAACAUAGACGUGCGCUCAAUGCUCCCUGAGAACCUCAGCCACUUCUUCAGAUACGAAGGCUCCCUCACAACUCCCCCCUGCUUUGAGAGUAUCAUCUGGACUGUGUUCGACACACCAAUCACUCUGUCACACAACCAGAUCAGGAAACUGGAGAGCACUCUAAUGGAUAUGGACAAUGAGACUCUGUGGAAUGAUUACCGCAUCGCUCAGCCGCUCAAUGACCGCGUCGUAGAGUCUUCUUUCCUGCCACGCCUUGGGAAAGGAACAUUUUGUCGGCAAGAUGAAAUUGAGUCCAAGCUCCAUAAGAUCGAGGGUCUGAUAACUUCUCUUGGAAAGAAUAUCUAUUCAGGUGGACGUUCCAGUUCAAGGCCUUCCAAAUAUGAGUACGGUGACCUCUUUCCUCUGGUGCUUGGCUUUGAUGAUAAAAACACUGAAAGCUAUGCUCUGGUUCACCUCAACCACCCCAUGGAUCUGAAUGCCUUGACUGUCUGCAUGCAUGUUCUCCUCAGGGUUGGGGGGGUCCACACUGUCAUCUCCUACUCCAGCAGCGGCCGUGACAAUGAGCUGAUGGUCUCCAUCAGUGAGGACACAAAUAUUAGGGAGGUGGGCCUCUGGAUCGGCAACGAGUUUGUUAACAUGCUGCACAGCUUGAAGACCCAGGACUGGACCAACUACUGCAUCACCUGGUCAUCCCACUCAGGCGGGGUGGACCUGUGGAUCAAUGGCAUGGUGGGGGAGCAGAGGCACCUGCAAAGCAGCCACUUAAUCAGUCAAGGUGGUAGGUUCAUACUGGGCAAAGACCAGGAUGGAUUUUUGGGAAUCUCCAACACAGAUGCCUUUGUGGGUAAGAUGACGGAUGUGAACGUAUGGGACUAUGUGCUGACCACUGCAGAGAUCCGAGACCAGUUUACAUGUGAGAGGAACAGCACCGUGGUUGGGAAUGUCCUGAGUUGGGGAAGCAGCAAAUUCAGUAUGUACGGGGGUGUGCAACUGGACAACCAGUACAGAUGCUCCUGAACUGGCUGCACAAUGAAUUCUGGUGAAAUAUUUCAACUUUCCAUGUGAAUUAUGAGAAUUUUUGGGAAUCAACUGGUAUUUAGACGUAAUUUACACAUGAUAAUUAAACAACAUGUUCAAACAUGAGUAUAAAAAAAUAAUGGUAUCAUUGGCAUAAAUAGUUGUUUGCAUGUUAAACAUUUAUAUCAUGCAUCAAAUGUAUUUAUCCAAAAUCUAAAAAACUAUUGCUUCACUGUAGAUGGUCCAUGGGCUCAAAUGAGUGGCAUCAAUAGUCCUGUCUCUGGAUUUGAAAAUGUGGCCCCACUUGUCCAGGGUGGUGGAAAUCAUCUAUCCAUGUGCUGGAGAAAUGCAUAGGGCAUGUAGGGGGCGUGGCCUCAAAACCCCGGCAGUAAGUGGCGUGAGAUGUGCAUGUGAUGAAAAGUAUAACGAAUAUAUGCAUGAAAUCUAGUUAUUUUAGUCACAGUAAUCCUAUAAUUUAUUGUUCUUAGCUGGAAAACCGACAUGUAUUCCUGUUUGUUAUCUUAAAUUCCAAUUAAUUCCCAAAAAUUCCCAUGGAAAGUUUGCAAAUUUCGAAACCUUAGCCCUGAAAACCUUCCUUUGCUUGUUUCAAAAUGAGCUUACAAUGCUGCAAAACCCCAAACCAUCACAGCUGAUGGUGUAACCUUUAAAAUGUUUAUGGUAAUGAAGGAUAAAAUGCCCGACAGGCUUUUGCAGUUCAAUAUUUUAAAUGUGUGCCACAGCUUCAUCCAUGUAUUCAUGUCUUUGCAUUAUAAAUAAAGACCUACAUGAAAGGA